Molecule: messenger RNA, 840 nt
Organism: Cylicostephanus goldi
Lineage: Eukaryota; Metazoa; Nematoda; Chromadorea; Rhabditida; Strongylidae
Source: the annotation of a GenBank genome assembly
UCGUUCGAUUGGGCUUUCAACUAUAAGAGACUGCCGCUGACGAAAAAGGACCGCGAAAAUCCUACGAAACCGUUUCCAAGUCCUGUGAUGGCUGGAGGGUACUUCGCUAUCUCAACAAAAUGGUUCUGGGAGCUGGGAGGAUACGAUGAAGGUCUUGAUAUAUGGGGUGGUGAACAAUAUGAACUGAGUUUUAAGAUAAGUGGCGCUGUAUGUGGAAGUAUUUCAAAUCAUUUGGCUAUUCCAGUUGGACAUAUCUAUCGCUGUAAAUAUAUGCCAUUCAAAAAUGCCGGUAAAGGUGACUUCAUAAGCAGAAAUUACAAACGGGUAGCCGAGGUUUGGAUGGAUGAGUAUAAACAUAACCUUUAUAAACAUCGCCCAGGUGUUGGAGAUGCUGAUACUGAAUUACGCAACAAAGCGGCUAGAAUGUGUGUUGAUACACAGUUCAAGCAGUCUCAACAACGUUUCGGGCUCCGGAAGUGUAUAAGUGACGAUCCGAAUUCAGGUGGCGAACAGAAUCUUCGUAUUACUCGAUGGCACGACAUUCGCCCUGAAGGUCGCAAUGUUUGCUUUGACGUUUCUACAUCAGACGACAAAGCUCCUGUAGUGCUGUUUGAUUGUCACAGUCAGAAAGGCAAUCAGCUGUUCAAAUAUCGCAUAGAGACGCAAAUGAUUUAUCAUCCAGUUUCAAACCAGUGCUUAACCGCAGAGACAGAUGGAUCUGGUUUUGUUUUCAUGCGUAAAUGUGACAACGAUUCACCUAAUCAAAAGUGGACGUGGCAGGUUUUGGACGAAAAGUUGCUUAAUGAGCGGCAAAAUGCAGAACCAUUAGAAGAAGAGUAA